AGGCUUUCCUCUCUACAGAACAGAGGCCCAUUCUCUCCAGGACACACAUUUGCACAAAGAGGGUGCGCAGGCUUCCAUGAUGUCGGCCCCUGCCUCUGGGCCCCACCCUCCUCCUUACCUGCUGCUGGCUGUGCUGUUGGGACUCACAGGUGUGGCAGGUGAAGCGGAGCUGCAGGUGAUCCAGCCUGAGAGGUCGGUGUCUGUGGCAGCCGAGGAGACGGCCACUCUGCGCUGCACUGUGACCUCCCUGCACCCCAUCGGGAAGGUGGAGUGGUUCAGGGGGACGGGGCCAGACCGGGAGUUAAUCUUCAGUUUCCGAGGAGGAUACCACCCACCGUCUCGAGUAAUAAAUGUUGCAGACGCCACAAGGAGAAACAACACGGACUAUUCCAUCCGCAUCAGUAAUAUCACCCCAGCAGACACGGGAACCUACUACUGUGUGAAGUUCCAGAAAGGGACCCCUGAUACGGAGUUUAAGUCUGGACCAGGCACCCAGGUCACCGUGAGUGCCAAACCCUCUCCCCCCGUGGUGUUGGGCCCCACGGCCAGGGUCGCGCCCCAGCAGCCAGUGAGCUUCACCUGCGAGUCCCACGGCUUCUCCCCCAGAAGCGUCACCCUGAAAUGGUUCAAAAACGGGAACGAGCUGCCAGCCUCCCGGACCACCGUGGACCCAGAGGGAGACAGCGCUUCCUACAGCGUCUCCAGCAGCGCCACGCUGGUGCUGGCCCCGGGGGACGUCCGCUCCCAGCUCAUCUGCGAGGUGGCCCACGAAACACUGCAGGGGGGCCCUCCUCUUCGUGGGACGGCCAACCUGUCCGACACCCUGCGAGUUCCACCCACCGUGGAGGUUGCCCAGCAACAACCCACGACAGGGGACCUGGUGAAGGUCACUUGCCAAGUAAAGAAGUUCUACCCCCAGCACCUCCAGCUGACCUGGUUGGAGAAUGGAAAUGUGUCACGAACAGAAACGGCCUCCUCGGCCUUGAACCUCAUAGAGAACAAGGAUGGGACCUUUAACUGGAUGAGCUGGCUCCUGGUGAACGUAUCCGCCCACACGGAAAAUGUGGUUCUCACCUGCCAGGUGCAGCAUGACGGGCAGCCCGCGGUCACCAAAAACCAUACCCUCAUGGUCUCUGCCCAGCAGAAGGACCAGGAAAUACUUGCAACCCAUGAUCGAGAACUGUCCACUCCACUCCUGGUGGUUCUCUUCCUGGGCCCCAAGCUGCUGCUGCUCGUCACUGUCUCUGCCAUCUAUGUCCACAGGAAGCAAUGGAUUGACUGUGGAUUAUGGACAAGGAGGGCAGGGCAAGGUCCAUCCCAGAAGGACCCAGGUUUGAUCCUAAAAGUACUCCCUCAAAAUCACUUGCUUGUUAAUAUUCAUCUCAACAUCCAUUUCCCAGGGAACCCAAUGUGGAACAAGAGACUGUGCCACUUCCCCCAAUAAAACCAAGUGGAAAACACAGAGGUCAACCAAACAGACGAUUCCAUCCUCAUCAGUGACGUGUCACCCAAGGACAUGGGCAGCUAUUCCUGUGUGAAUUUAACAUUAGGGCAUCCUGAGGUGCCGUAUGUAUCUGCUUCAAGCUCCUUAUUUCUGUGAAAGGUGAGUAUAGCCGGACAAUGUCCAUCACCUUGGUAAGUAAAACUAAAUUUUUCAAAAUUGGAAACAUGUACCGAAUUAUCAGUACACACUGGAUACCGAGCCCCUUCAGCUACAAACAACCCUGUAGGCUGGGAUUCUACACAUGGCCCUUCUGUCUGUCUAGGGCCCUUUGCCCAAUAUUGAAUCAGGCCAUGUGACAGACCAUCUGAUGACCCAGCUACGAAACCUGAACACAGGAUAAGAAAAACUCCAAAUCAAAAGACACUCAAUAGGUUAAAUAUAACUGCAUGUGUGCACUGAACAGUCCAAAAAGUUGUUAAACUGAGCCUACAAGUCUGUCUGGUCUUUCUGAGGUUUAAGGACAAACCUGAGCUCAAGAAUAUGCAGUGUGUCUUUUUGAAGUACUUCCUGUCUCCAAACAUAAGUCACAGACACUGUGGCCCCAUAAGAGCCUCUGGAUAGGGAUGGAAUCUCAACAUGAGGAAUGUUAGCCCCAAGUCUAAUAUCUCCUGGGACAAAGCAAAGGGAUCCACAGACAGAUAGAACCUCUACAAGCCCUCAAAAUUCCACUCACUCAUUUCUAACUAGAAUGUCAUUGGGGCCUGGUGACAGCUCCCUGAAGAGUCAACACAAUGCAGUGAAGACAUCGUUCCCCACACAGAAAAUACAUGAGUGCCUAUGGUCUACUACUAUGACUUCUGGGGAACCAAGAAACCAGCAGAAAGGUUCCUUUUUUCCUCAUUAUGAACACAUUCUACUGCACAGUUGAAAAUCCACGUGAAAAGAGCUCUGGAAGUCGUUACACCAUAAUUUCAGGAGCCAGGAAUCAUAAAUGCAUAUACCCUUGGAUUGGGGUGUCCAAUUCGCAUGACAGUAAAAUAAGCUGUGUCUGUCAUAAUCCCAGUUUUGUCCCUUGUGACCUUGGGCAGAUUACUGAACCUCUCCAGACUGAAGAUCCUUCCUAUGUAAAAUCUCAGUAUCUUGGAGUCAAAAAGAUGUAGAGUCUGUGAAUCUUAAAAUCUUAGAAUUAUCAAUUCAUUGAGUGAGUCAACUGACUUGUAGGUUCUUAAAUGGUAUUUAAUAUUCAUCUUUGCAUCUUUCAUGGCCAAAGUGGAAAAAAAGAGAGAGCAAGAUUUUGAGACUUUCAUCGAUCCCAUUCAUUCUUUCAUCCAUGCAUUCUCCCAUCCAAUCAUGCAUCAAGCAUUCACUCACUCAAUGCACACUCUCAUUCAGCCACGCAUUUACCUAUGGAAGAACCUGUUAACAAGUACCUGAAUCCUCCUUUGAGGCAGCCCCUGGGCAGAUGACUAUUUUCAAGGAGCUCCCUGACUCCCACCGUGGACUUCCUGUAGUAAUUGUCUGCUUUCUCUGGGCUGUGUCAGUUCCCACUACAGUGACAGUGUCCCAGUCUUCACCUUCCUCAGACUUGGUGGCUCUAUCUGCUAUGUGGGGAGAUUCUAUCCACAUUUGAGCCAAACAUAUGGCUGAAUCUAUUUGUCUACCUCUGUCAUCGUGUAUAUGCCACUUCUCCAGGGAUGAUGAGGUUGCUUGAAAACUGACAAAGAGCCAAUAGAGAAAUAUAAUGGUAUAUCUUGGAAGUAUGUCCUUUGGUUGUGAUUCUUUUGGAGAAUA
Molecule: messenger RNA, 3235 nt
Organism: Hyaena hyaena (striped hyena)
Lineage: Eukaryota; Metazoa; Chordata; Mammalia; Carnivora; Hyaenidae
Product: signal-regulatory protein beta-1-like
Exons: 8
Coding region: 77-1444 (455 amino acids)
Biological process (GO): positive regulation of phagocytosis; positive regulation of T cell activation
Cellular component (GO): plasma membrane
Source: RefSeq, a predicted model, not a curated record